CUCCGCUUCCGCAAGUUUCCUCCCAGGCGGUCCAAGGAGGCCUUUCUUCGCCGGUGGUGGUGUCGGUUUUCCUCACCACCUGUGACAGCUCCUCUCAGACGCCCGCGGAUUGGCGCCUGCGCGGACUGCGGGCGUCCGUCACCAUGGCAACGACCGCUGGGGGCCCUGGAUCUUGGAGUGAAAAUAUACUGCAGUAUUUUCUGAGAAAUAACCAGAUCACUACAGAAGACGGUGCCCAGAUCACUUGGUAUCAUGCAGCCAACCACAAGGCACAGCUGAAGGAGGCGCUGAAAAGUACUGCUCACAUGAUAGAGGCUGAUGUCCUCCUUGCAAGUAAUGGGUCAGACCAUGGCCAGCCAAUCAUGGCCCAUCCUCCUGAAUCAAGCAGUGAUAAUACUCUACAGGAGUGGCUGACUGAAGUUGUGAAAAGCAAUAAAGGUAUCAAGCUGGAUUUCAAGAGUCUGGCAGCUGUAGAACCGUCCAUGGUGCUCUUGGAAAAUGUGAAGAGGCAUCUGAGGCGUCCUAUGUGGAUUAAUGCUGAUAUUCUUCCCGGUCCGAAUGGGAAUAGCAGAGUAGUGGAUGCAAAACCUUUUAUAGACACUGUGACAUCCUUCUUUCCAGACGUGACAUUUUCCCUGGGUUGGACAACAGGAUGGCAUCCUGAGAAAGUCAAUGAAGGCUACACUUGGACAAUGGUGAAGGAGAUGGAAUGCAUCUGUAGUGAACUCAAUCAGCCUGUAACAUUUCCUGUCAGAGCAGCAUUAGUCAGGCAGUCUUGUUCUCAGUUACUCUGGCUGUUACAGAAAUCAAACAGAUUGUCUGGCUGCAGAAUUCUUGGCUCACAGCGCUUUUCCUUGAGGACUUUGAAAGGAUUGCUCCUUUGCUUUCCAGUGUGCAGGGAAUAAGGCUAUUUCCACCUUGAUGUGGAAAAGUGGAAGCCAGCCUGAUUAUUUUUUUGCCCUUAUAAGUGACUUGAUUUGGUGGGGAAGUAUGGGAGGCUGAACGUAGAAAGGGCUCUUUAGACUGUGUAUUGAUACGGACCAUUCUGUACCAGUUUUUUCAGGAUAUGAUUUCCUUUUCAAUAUGUAGAUUCAAAUGUUCUUUUCUGUAAUAUUUCUGUGAAUUACAUUUUUAUAUACUUGUUCUAUUGCAUUUGUAACAUUAUGAUUUCUCUUUUAGGGACUCUAGUUAUGAAUAUUUAGAUCUCCUUUGCUUAUCUUUGUCAUCAUUUUCUCUUUGGUCUCUCUUUUCAUUUAACUUAUUUGCAUUUUUAUUUUACUUGCUUUUGUAAUUUGUCUCUCUUUUCCUUACAGUAUUUUCAACAAUGUCUGUUCUCCUCGUAUACCUUCAGAUUUCACCUUGUUUCUGUAAUAUUAAUUUUCCACUUCUUUCCUAAGUUCUGCCAAUUAAUAUUCCAUCUCUUGUCUGUUGUCUUGUAAACCUCUUCCAUGUGGUCAUAUCUGUACUUUAUGUUCUUUCUUCAAAGAGGCAAUUGCACCAUUUAAAAAAUAUUUGGUUGUGGUUUUCAUCUGCUUUGUGGCAUUCUUUUUGUUUGUUUGUUUUAUAUCUGUGUCAACUAUUUGGUAAUUGUUUAAAGAUGAGGUUUCUAUUACUCCAUCUGCCAUUUUUUUCUUGUAUUUUUUUAUUCUCUUGUAUUAGAUUUCUGCCAAAUUUAUUUUGAUUACUCUGUUUUAAAUAAAGUGACUUUUCCCUGGACCAGCAACUUAUUUGAAGUUCACAUUCUAGGGGAACCAGGACUGUGGUUCUUAUGACCCAGACAGUCUUAUGUGUGAGUUUGUUUAACCUUUAACUUCUUUCUAGCCAGUGAAGAUAGGCAGCUGUGACAUCUUUAAAUAAAAUCUUUCAUCUGUCUCUUAAAUAUAAAGUUUUGGAUUGCUGCAGGGAGUAGUCUUAUUCCCUUCCUGUGUAAACUCUUUCCUUAUCUCCACUGCUUCAUGGGACCAAAUGUAAUCCAGGGAAGGUCCCACUUGGAGCCCUGCAGAGUAUUUAGGUGGAAUAUGCCCCUCAUCUGUAAGUGUCUUUUGUGGGCUUCCUCUGUAAACUGUGUACAUGGGCAAACUCCGCCUCCUUCUAUACCCACCUGGCCAUCCGUAGUCUAUUGCUACUGGCGACAUUUUACCUGUUUUGUGAUUUUCAAUCUCAACUCUUUCUUAAUUUCAUUGAAUAUCAUGUUUCUAUUUUAAUUCUUUUGUUCUUUUUGCUGCUUUGGGAUGAUUCUCAGAAGACAAAGGAGGCAGCGCUGAUGUUAGCCUGCCAUGUUCAAAUAGGAUGUUCCCACCGUCCCCUUUCUCUAUAUUCUGUCUCAGUUUUCUUAUCUUCCAUUUCUUAUGUAGCCAGUCACUCUCUGAAAUUUCUCAUUUGAAGAUCACACUUGGUGCAAGCCAAAUGUUUAACCUCUGCAACAUUUAUUUAAGUACUGCGGUCAUCCCCUUCAUGUGACACUUCCUUGUCUUUUCCCUCUGUGGAAUUGCACUAAGUGGGUUCUUUUAGUCUCUCCCUGGUUCUUCUUCUUUGUUGUUGUUGUUGUUGUUGAUUUGUUUUCCUCUAUUCUUAACUUUGGGUUUCUCUUAACUCCACCUCUUUCAAAAUUUUUUUUAAUAUGAAAAGUAAAACAACAAAGCUUUCAUGGAAUAUAUCACUAGAGAAUAUCUUCAUAACAUUGGGGAUGGGAAAGAAUUCUUAACAAGAUACAAAAAUCACUAGCCAUAAAGGGUAGCUUGAAUAAUUUGAAUACAUUACAAUUCAGAAAUUCUUUGCAUCAGAACAAAGAUACCAUGAAGAGCAUGAACAGGUUAGGCACAGAUUCAGGAAGAUUUCUGUAAGUCUGAAGGGCUCUAAUACGACAUUUAUAAAGAACUAUCAUUUUGUUAUUUGUAUAUAACAAUUUAUUUAUUUCUUCUAAUAUUGAAUGACCCAUGGUUUGACUGUUACAGAGAGUGCUGCUAGGAACACUCACACACACACACACACACACACACACUUGCGCCUGCGUUUGGAAAGGUCCUACAGGAGGGAGUUCUAGGAACAGAAUUCCUACGUCAUAGGGUAUUGAUGUUUUCAGCUUUAGUAGAUAAUGCUAAACUGUUUGCCAAAGAAAGUGAAUAAAUUAUAGCUACAUGUUUCAACUUGGAUAAAUUUCACAAACAAUAUUCAACAAAAGAAGCAAGAC
Phyllostomus discolor (pale spear-nosed bat) is the source of this 3190-nucleotide messenger RNA. RefSeq names its product family with sequence similarity 151 member B (gene FAM151B). Lineage: Eukaryota; Metazoa; Chordata; Mammalia; Chiroptera; Phyllostomidae. The transcript has 6 exons. Bases 144 to 905 code for a protein of 253 amino acids. The record is from RefSeq and is a predicted model, not a curated record.